AUGUCCAAUCCAAAUCAUUGGAUCUUGGACGUCCAAAUUCGAAUCAAAAUCAUUGAACCAUUGGACAUUGGACAUCCAAAGUCCAAAAAUCACCCAAUUUUCAACUACAAUGAUUCAACAGGCGACUCCAAAGCGACGAAUCCAAUGGGCGAUACCAAAGGCUAG
Molecule: messenger RNA, 165 nt
Organism: Dentiscutata erythropus
Lineage: Eukaryota; Fungi; Glomeromycota; Glomeromycetes; Diversisporales; Gigasporaceae
Source: the annotation of a GenBank genome assembly